GCUUAGCUUUUUUUUUUUUUUUUUUUUUUUUUUCCCUCUCACCGCAGAAGAGCAAAAUUCAGAAAAUUUGGGUGAAAUCACUCUGUUGUCAAAACUUCACUAUGAUCUCACUAACAAGCUGGAUAUCAGUCCCAACAACAUUUCUUCUUCUCUUACAUUUUUGGAGAGCAAAGGUCUAUGCUUCUGAAAACUCAGAGGAUGAAAUAGAUUUCACAUAUCUUAUUAUAGGAGUUACUCUGGGAGCCUUUCUAGCAAUUGGUUUUAUAGCAGUCAUAAUUUGCAUGAUCAAAAAACAAAUGCUUGACAAUGUAUUUGGAGAGUCAGAUGGCAAAAUGGAUAGAAGGUCAAAUAUGGGAUCCAGUCAGAACAGAGAUGACAUCAAUGUACUAGGAAAACCAAGUACAAAUAAUCAAUAAUCCUUUUGCAAUUGACAGCUGCAUGGUCUGAGGCUCAAUAGAAGUCUCUUGUGGAUGAGCAGGAAUCUCACACCAGUAACAAUUCCUUUCUUUGCUCUUUAAUUGAAAGACUGAUUGAUUGACUGAUUACAUGAAGAGCUUAUAAUGCAUGCUAGCUUCCACCACCUGUACCAAAAUUCCUGUAGUCUCUAACAGCAUGCAUGCAUGAAGGAAAUGCAUGAGGAAAUAAAAAAGAUGAACUCUGCUCAUUAAUAGAUCUUGUUUAGUUGGUUAUAAAUACAUGAUUGAUUUUUAAAAUCAAUUAAAUACAGGGUAUUCAAAAAGCUAACAAUACAUUUCAGCAGCAGGAUUCAUAGUCACACUCAUAAUUCAAGUUAUGUAAAUGAUGGUUGAAGUAACUUAAAAAUUAUUAAUUUGAGGUUAAAGCCAACAAGGCUUCUCAAGUUUUUCAGGAAAAGCAUGUUUUGUGUUAAUGUGAAAACAUUUCAUUCAUUAAAGGUAAAUCUUUUUUAGCUUUAGGAUCAAUACCUUUUAUUUAACUUUAGGUGGUAAUGUUAAUUUCAGCCAUCUCAAAUGAAUUGUGGUCGGUUAUGAACUACUGUUUUCCAUGUUUUAUUUUUAGAACACUGAAAUGAAAACAGUGUUGUAUACCCAAGACAAAAAGUUUCUGGACACCUGAAAUGAAAUAUUAAUUUGCUACAAGCUAAUUUGUCAUUUCCAAAAUCCACUCAAUCCUGUUUUUUCAGUGUAAAGCAAUGCAAUAAGCUCAAUCAGAGUCUGUGAAUAAUUUCAGUCUCCUAUCCCUCCCUUCUUGUUCUAGUCUUGAAUAUUCUGUUGAAUUUGUAGUCACCAAAAAUGCUUUGCCUAGUUCCAGUUACAAGCUUCUUACAGUGCAAGUGACAAGAAGAAAAAUUAGUUUUGUCUCAGAAUGUUUUUUAAAGAAAUUAAAUAAUUAUAAAUGGUUUAAACCCAAAUUAUUUUGGAAAAACAUCCCAAUUUUUGCAGAAGCUGUGAGCCUGUUGUCUCAGUUAAGAAAAUAAUGCUCUGGUUUAUAUUCUGCUUGUUUUAAAGCAAGAAUACUUUAUUAUAACAGAUAUUGUCAUUGCAAAAUGCACAAAAAGCAGGCAGAUAUUUGUAUUUCAAACCAGGCUUUACUUUCAGCUUGUAAAGACAGGCAGCAGAUGUCAGCUAUGGGGGCUCUGCAAACACUUGGCCGGCAAUGACUCUGUGCUGAGCAUCCUCUCCUCUCAGGAAACCCAGCAGGAAUUAAAGACUUGGGAGACUCAGGUAGAUGGCACACAUGGCAUUAAGUAAUGUGGUGGGAUUUCACUGGCAUAGCUGUUACGCCGCAGCAUUACAGGAUGACUUCAAACAGGAUGUUACUUGAUUUUAUUGCAGCUUACAAAUAAUUACUAACCAGACCACAAAAUAAAUAAAGUGGAUCUUGCAAAACUUUUAUAUGAGGCCUAAGUCUGUAGACAUAUGGAUUUGUUAAACUCUCAUCUAACAUCCAUUCCUGAAGCCAGUCUCUGCUAGCUUUUAAGCCUUUUAAGCCAGUUUCUGCUCUCAGCCAUGCCAGUCUCUGAUCAGAAUAAAUGGAAUUCUUUCCAGUUUUUCAGUACUGUAAUACAGCAGAAGCUAUUCAACCUGGGGGGGGGGGGAAGUAAGAAAAAGUAAAAAAAAAAAAAAAAAAAAAAAAAAGAGAGAGAGAGAGAGAGAAAGAGGAAGAAAAAGAAAAGAGAAAGAAAAAGGAAGGCAAAUAUUAGACUCAAAUCCCAAAUCCAACCUGGAAAGUCUGUCUUAUUAACAAAUGUGACUUGAAAGAUUCCUGGAUACCAGUGUCUCCCUUCCAUUAAUCAACUUUCAGACUGAGAACAGCUACAAUUAGCCUCACAUUUUGAAGUUAGAGCUGAUGCCCUGAGUCAGAGGUUGAGUCACACUGUCAGAGCAGAAAUAUCAGAAUUAUGUUUUUAUGAAGAAUAAGCUACUGUGCCAAAUUCUAACUGUAACUGAAAGGAUUUGAAUAUAAUUUGGUUCUGACCUUAGCAAGCCAGGUAAUUUCCCAAAUGCGCAAAGGAAAUCUUGUUAUUUAUUUGGAUUGUAAUUUUUUUGCACAUUUUGAACAACAAAAUGUAAGGCUUAUUUCAUAGAAAAGUGAUAUAUUGGAAUAAUUUCCCUGUAUUCCCUAGGUGUCUGUUACCCAGUUCUGUAACACUUCAGUUCAUUAGCAGCAUUUGUGAACAGAUAAACUAAAGCAGUAAUGUGAUACUUGGAAGUAAUUGUGUAUGUGUAUAUAUGUAAGUGAAUAAACUAUCUUGUAAGGUA
This is a messenger RNA of Anas platyrhynchos (mallard), 2741 nucleotides long. RefSeq names its product transmembrane protein 273 (gene TMEM273). The record is from RefSeq and is a predicted model, not a curated record. Lineage: Eukaryota; Metazoa; Chordata; Aves; Anseriformes; Anatidae.